This is a messenger RNA of Mizuhopecten yessoensis (Yesso scallop), 359 nucleotides long. RefSeq lists its product as uncharacterized. The coding region runs from base 45 to 359 and encodes 104 amino acids. The transcript has 4 exons. Lineage: Eukaryota; Metazoa; Mollusca; Bivalvia; Pectinida; Pectinidae. The record is from RefSeq and is a predicted model, not a curated record.
AAAAUGAGUUCAAUACUCUCACUGGAGAAAUAUUAAAUGCAUUGAUGGCGACGGUUGUUUCUGCGUUUUUGCUCUGUCUGUGCUGGCUUAAAGUGGCCUCACAGUCCUGUGGCACAAAGACUGUUGGGAAUGCGGCGCCCGGCGGUUUCCAAGACAACCUUGACACUACUGCCACUGGAAUCGGGUAUCUAGCUAGCAGCUAUACGUUUGACUGUUGUGGAGUUAUUGACAAAUGGCAAGUUGUUAUCGGUGCUUUGGGCACAAUCAAGUUCCAAAUAUGGCGGCCAAAUGGAGCGAAUUACGAGCUUGUGGGCGAGAAUACCUACACUUUUAGCACAGAUCAAGUCAAUACGUUGUAG